Molecule: messenger RNA, 675 nt
Organism: Lodderomyces pseudojiufengensis
Lineage: Eukaryota; Fungi; Ascomycota; Pichiomycetes; Serinales; Debaryomycetaceae
Exons: 1
Coding region: 1-675 (224 amino acids)
Biological process (GO): positive regulation of GTPase activity; positive regulation of TORC1 signaling
Cellular component (GO): cytosol
Molecular function (GO): GTPase activator activity
Source: RefSeq, a predicted model, not a curated record
AUGGCCAAUUAUAUAGUCUGUUUAUGUCAUUUCUGUGAAUUACACGGUCCAUCAAUAAUCAUAUGUACACAACUAACAACAAAGGAUAAAAAGCAAAAUUAUUUAUUACAAUCAAAUUCUAAAACUACUAAUAAUUCAUGUUUAUCAUGUCAAUUAAUUUUACCAGAAAAUGUAGUUAAUUUGACAACAACUAUUGAUGAUAAAGAAUUUAUAUCAACUCAAUAUCCAACUUCACAAAAGAGAUAUGCAGCAUUAACAAAAUUAGUUAUGAAAUCUUUAUCAGUUGAAACAAAUUUAGAUUUAACAAAACCAAAUUUUUUUGGAGAUAAUAUAAAUGGAUAUUGUAUAAAUAAAAUUUUUAAAAUUUAUGAUAUAAAUUCAAGAGGUUUAGAAAGAAAAUAUGGUUUAAUAUUAAUUGGAGAUAAUGAAAUUAAAAUUUUACAAAAUUGGGAUAUUAUAACAUUAUAUUUUAAUGAAUUUAUUAAUUUAUUACAAUUUAAAAUAAAUGAAACAAAUGAAAAAAAUUAUAUUGAAAAUGAAAAUCAAAAUAAUGAAAAAUAUUUAAGAAGAUCAAUGAUUAGACCAAAACUGUUGAUUGAAUUAACUAAUGAUGAUCAAAUAUUCGUAAAAUUUCAUUUAUGGGCUAUUGAAGUAUUGAAAGAUGCAAUACGAUGA